CUUUAACUUUAAUCGUGAAGUUUUCAGCCGUGGAAGAACGUGCGAGGGAACUCCAGCACAAUAAAAGUGCAAAAGAUUACGGAAAACUGACGGACACGAACAUAUAUGAGGUUAAACUGACGGAAAACAUGAUGUGUUUAACUCACCUUCCGUUCGGAAGAGAUUUAGAGGAUUUGCAGUCUAUACUCGACACAGAAGAGCUUAUGGGACACAGAAGUGGGUUAUAACAGGACUGUGUUGUCUUCGAUAUAACGGAUUUAUUUUUAAACACAUUUAUUUUCUAAAUUACCGGAUGUUCCAAUAUAACGACCCGUUGGAACGAAACUCCUGGAAAUAUUUAAACAUCCCGAAGUUUCAGUAUUAAAUAAAAUGGGAGAUGACAAUGAGCUGCUUGGAUCCUCUGAGUUUAUCAAAGAUCGACUGUAUUUCGCUACUCUCAGAGGCAAACCCAAGAGCACAGCAAACACACAUUUCUUCUGCACAGAUGAUGAAUUUAUAUAUGAAAACUUUUAUGCAGAUUUUGGACCCCUCAAUCUGGCAAUGCUGUACAGAUAUUGCUGCAAACUGAACAAAAAACUAAAGUCUUUCACUCUGUCCAGAAAGCGCAUCAUCCAUUACACCAGUUAUGACCAACGAAAGAGAGCCAAUGCAGCCGUCCUCAUCGGUGCUUAUGCAGUAAUCUACUUAAAAAGAACUCCAGAGGAAGUGUACCGUGCCCUGAUCUCUGGAACCAAUGUGUCAUACCUGCCCUUCAGAGAUGCUGCUUUUGGGAACUGCACAUAUGAUCUAACCAUAUUAGACUGUUUACAAGGAAUACGCAAGGCCUUGCAGCACGGGUUCUUUGACUUUGAGAAUUUUGAUGUUGAAGAAUAUGAACAUUAUGAGCGUGUGGAAAAUGGUGAUUUUAACUGGAUUGUGCCAGGAAAACUGUUGGCCUUCAGUGGACCUCAUCCCAAGAGCAAAAUCGAGAACGGUUAUCCUCUCCAUGCUCCAGAAUCGUACUUCUCCUACUUCCGGCAGCACAGUGUGACAGAUGUUGUGCGACUGAACAAGAAAAUCUAUGAAGAGCGGCGCUUCACAGAUGCCGGGUUUGAACAUCACGACUUGUUCUUCAUAGACGGCACCACGCCUAGUGAUCUCCUCACAAGACGCUUUCUACAUAUCUGUGAGAGCGCAGAGGGUGCCGUGGCCGUCCACUGCAAGGCUGGCCUUGGCAGGACAGGCACUCUGAUAGGCUGCUACCUGAUGAAGCAUUAUCGCUUCACAGCGCCCGAGGCCAUUGCCUGGAUACGAAUCUGCAGGCCGGGCUCCGUCAUUGGACCACAGCAGCACUUUCUCGAACAGAAGCAGCACAGUAUGUGGGUGCAAGGUGAUCUCCAUCGCUCAGUGCAGAAGCAGCAGCAGCUGAGGCAAAGCCGACAGCAGAAGAGAAACAUGUCCCAUCUCAUCUCCAGCGUGGACAACAUGUCCAUCGACAGCACCAUUCUGAAGCCAGCAAGUGUGGAUGAGAAUGAGUUCAGAGAAGAGGACACGAUUCCAACGCAAGGAGACAAACUACUAGCCUUAAAGGGCCAACGCCACCCCAGAUCUACAACCACAGUGCUUAGUGGGAUAACCCCAGCUCCGGGCACCAUUUCCUCUCCCAAGUCUUCCAAAUCUCCUCUCUUCCUCUCCUCCACCACUGCACCACAAAGACUGACGCGAAGCCCUUCAUCCUCCGCUAGCAAUCUAAAAAGCUUCAGUCCCCGUUUAGCCCAUUCCCUCAGCAACCUCUAUAACGACAACAACUUCAGUGACGAUGAAACCAGCACACCUGCUUCCUCUUUUGUGCCCUCCCCAUCUCCUGCCCUAACCCAGUGUUCCCCAGCACUUCCCUCCAGUUUUGGCUUUGGGUACACCACUGCUGACCCCCGACUUCCUCCCUCCCAUGUAAACUUCAAUCAAGAAGCCAACGCUAACCUCAACAGCCUCACUGCAUCAGGCACCGUUAGUGCUAGUCGUACAGUCAGGCCUAUGAACAGAGGCGGCUAUAGCCGGCCGAGCCCUCGGAGAGGUCCGUUCCGCGCCGGGCUUAGUGGGUUUCCAGGACGCUACCUCAGCAGAUCCAUUCCAUCCCUUCAGUCUGAAUAUGCUCAGUACUAAGGCUGUAAUUAUACGCUGAUGACCGCAGCUGACCCAUCCUGUGGACGGAUCUCUCCUAAAAGCUGAUAAAAUGUUAAACAUACACUGGGUGUAACGUGUUCAUUAAUUCAUUUAUACAGUGUUUCAAUUUAGAAAAUAAUAUCUGUAAGUCUGAUGUAUUAUUCACAAAUGUAUUUAGCAAUUUAUUUUUUUUUCUUCAUGAAAAAUCAAACAUAUCUGCUGGUAUUUGUUUGUGACUACCAUUACAGUAGCUCAUGAUUUUGUAGGAAGUCACAAUUGUAAUGAAAAUCUUAGCAGCGUGUUUGUACAUGAGUGCGUGAAUGUGUGGUUGAAGAAAUAUACAAGUAUGAUCACAUGACUAUGUUACUGAUUCAGUUAUGUUUAGUAAUAUGAUUGUACAGAAAUCAUGAUUUUUAAAACAUUUUGUACAGAUAACUAAUAAGCAAAAUACCUUAAUAACUGGAAUAUACUUUAGAUGCAAUAAAGCGCUGUCAUUACAGAGAUCUCUUCAUUUGUAAA
Pimephales promelas (fathead minnow) is the source of this 2661-nucleotide messenger RNA. RefSeq names its product cell division cycle 14Aa (gene cdc14aa). Gene Ontology annotation, biological process: protein dephosphorylation. NCBI's taxonomy places the organism in Eukaryota, Metazoa, Chordata, Actinopteri, Cypriniformes, Leuciscidae. The record is from RefSeq and is a predicted model, not a curated record.